Coregonus clupeaformis (lake whitefish) is the source of this 1043-nucleotide messenger RNA. Its product is annotated as myeloid leukemia factor 1. Gene Ontology annotation, biological process: regulation of DNA-templated transcription. The transcript has 9 exons. Gene Ontology annotation, cellular component: cytoplasm; nucleus. Bases 123 to 1007 code for a protein of 294 amino acids. The record is from RefSeq and is a predicted model, not a curated record. NCBI's taxonomy places the organism in Eukaryota, Metazoa, Chordata, Actinopteri, Salmoniformes, Salmonidae.
AGUAACUUCAUUGACAUCGAGCGCGGUUAGCUGUCAAACACUGGGUCGUAGGAGCCGCUUCAUAGCACGAAACAGAAAAUAGAUAUUUCAUACUUCACUUUCCCUCUCCAACACCCGUGGAAAUGUUUAACAGUCUUCUUAGGGAAUUUGACGAGGACCCUUUCUUCUCCUCAUCAAGGGAUCCAUUCCAGGCACACAACACGCAUGUACAACAGAUGAUGCGGAGUUUCUCAGAGCCCUUCGGUCGGGACUUCAUGCCCAGUCUGACAGGCGGGCAUGACAGGGGCCGCGUAGCCAGGGGCCAACCCAACACUAGCAUGGCGCUACGGGAGGACCACAGGGGGAUGAGCCAGUCGCUUUCGCCUUUCAGCAGUGUUGAUAGCACGGACAUGGAGUUGAGGAACCCAUUCAGUAUGUUGGACAGCAUGAUGUUCGGCGUGAGGAACAGGAUGGAGGACAUGCACAGAAACUUUGAGAACCUGUCCACAGACUUGAACGCCAACACCAACGCCCACUCAUUCAGCUCCUCCUCAGUGAUGACCUACUCCAAGGUUGGAGACGAACCCCCCAAGGUGUUCCAGGCCUCCUCCCAGACACGGCGCGCCCCUGGCGGGGUUAAGGAGACUCGGCAGUCCCUGAAGGACUCAGAGAGCGGCCUGGAGAAGAUGUCCAUUGGACACCACAUCCAGGACCGAGGACAUGUGGUGGAGAAAAAACAGAACAAGAAGACAGGGGAACGGGAGCUCAACCAGGACUUCCAGAAUCUGGAUGAAUCCGAGGCGCAGUCCUUUGACGAAGAGUGGCAGCAAGAGGUGUCUAAAUUCCGACCAUUUGCCCCCAUGUCCCGUCUGGAGGCCCCCAAGCCCAGGGCGGUGCACCGGGCAGCCCUCACCGCCGCCAGCGGCCCUGACCAGGGACGGAGGGACAAACCAAACCCAAAACCUGAAGGAAGGAAAAUGCACAUCGACGAUCUCAACGUCAAAGGCUCAGGCAUGACGAAGCAGUAGAAAUGUCUAGCGAAUAAAGCUAUGUCAGGCAACAAC